Phascolarctos cinereus (koala) is the source of this 3079-nucleotide messenger RNA. RefSeq names its product leucine rich repeat and Ig domain containing 1 (gene LINGO1). The record is from RefSeq and is a predicted model, not a curated record. NCBI's taxonomy places the organism in Eukaryota, Metazoa, Chordata, Mammalia, Diprotodontia, Phascolarctidae. Gene Ontology annotation, molecular function: protein binding.
CGCGCACACACACCCUCCCUCCGUCCCUCCCUCUCUCCCGCCGGCUCGACUGCCUCUGCCUCUGCCUCUCGCUUGCAGCCGGCAGCUGCACCUGCUCGCCUCCAGCCCUCGCCCCCAGCCCUCGCCCUUAGGACUCGCUCGAGCGGGGCCGGGGAUGUGGUCCCGGAGUGGCGGCGCGGGGACGCCGGAGCCCAGCGGCCUCCUGCCCCCACUAUCCCUGAGCUCUCAAUCGCAGCAGGCCCGAGAAGGAAAGUGACCAGGGCAGCAACUGGAGCCUGGGCUGAACAAGUUAAGGGGAUUUUCUGCCCACCUUCCAGGUUGUCCUCCAGCCAAAGGUCUGUCCAUUUGCUGAGAACUGAUAAAACUUCUGCCUCAGGUUCACCUAAAAUGUGGUGCCCCGAGCUGAUGCCAGACAGGGUCUGAUCAGUGCAGACGACACUGGUUCUUCUUCCUCCAGCUCUCUUGAGCUCUGGUCAGCUCUGGAGUCUUCUUCCCUGGGAGCCCCAGUACACAUAUAGGCUGUAGUUUCACUUGGGCAGCUCCAUCAUACCCCAGCUCUGCCUGGACCCUCUCAACAGCAGCACCCUGGGGAGUGCUGGAGCCUCUGCACAAAGCAAAGAAAAGGCCAAGAAACACGUGCAUGGUGGCACCACAGUGGACAGGACAUCAUUCUCCCUGCCUCCGGGCACCAGUCCCUUUGCAUCCUGACACCAUCUGACCCAGGUGAGAGAGAGGAUGAUCGCCGGGGACGCUAGCAUGCACACCCCCAUCCUGGCCUGCUGGCAGCCCAUCCUCCUGCUGGUGCUGGGCUCUGUCCUGUCCGGCUCGGCCACCGGCUGCCCGCCCCGCUGCGAGUGCUUGCCCCAGGAACGCUCGGUCCUUUGCCACCGUAAGCGGUUCAUCGCUGUGCCCGAGGGCAUCCCCACCGAGACCCGGCUGCUGGACCUGGGUAAGAACCGCAUUAAGACGCUCAACCAGGACGAGUUCGCCAGCUACCCCCACCUGGAAGAGCUGGAGCUCAAUGAGAACAUCGUCAGCGCCGUCGAGCCCGGCGCCUUCAACAAUCUCUUUAACCUCAGGACUCUGGGGCUCCGCAGCAACCGACUGAAGCUCAUUCCCUUGGGCGUCUUCACGGGCCUCAGCAACCUGACCAAGCUGGACAUCAGCGAAAACAAGAUCGUCAUUCUCCUGGACUACAUGUUCCAGGACCUGUAUAACCUCAAGUCCCUGGAGGUCGGGGACAACGAUCUCGUCUACAUUUCCCACCGAGCCUUCAGCGGCCUCAACAGCCUGGAGCAGCUGACGCUGGAGAAAUGUAACCUGACCUCCAUCCCCACGGAGGCCCUCUCCCAUCUGCACGGCCUGAUCGUGCUGCGGCUGCGCCACCUCAACAUUAACGCCAUCCGGGAUUACUCCUUCAAGAGGCUGUACCGGCUCAAGGUUCUGGAGAUCUCCCACUGGCCGUAUCUGGACACCAUGACAUCCAACUGCCUCUAUGGCCUCAAUCUGACCUCGCUGUCCAUCACUCACUGCAACUUGACCGCCAUCCCCUACGUCUCAGUGCGCCACCUGGUCUAUCUGCGCUUUCUCAACCUGUCCUACAACCCCAUCCUCACCAUCGAGGGGUCCAUGCUCCACGACUUGCUCCGGCUGCAGGAGAUCCAGUUAGUCGGGGGUCAGCUCAUGAUGGUGGAGCCCUACGCCUUCCGAGGACUCAACUACCUGCGUAUCCUGAACGUGUCUGGGAACCAGCUGACCACGCUAGAAGAAUCCGCUUUCCACUCAGUGGGUAACCUAGAGACGCUGAUUCUGGACAACAACCCCUUGGCGUGUGACUGCCGCCUCCUCUGGGUCUUCCGGCGCCGCUGGCGGCUCAACUUUAACAAGCAGCAGCCCACGUGUGCCACGCCAGAGUUUGUCCAGGGCAAAGAGUUCAAGGACUUCCCCGACGUUCUCUUGCCUAAUUAUUUCACCUGCCGCCGUGCUCGGAUCCGGGACCGCAAACCCCAGCAGGUCUUUGUGGACGAGGGCCACACGGUGCAGUUUGUUUGCCGGGCCGACGGAGACCCACCCCCCGCGAUCCUUUGGCUCUCGCCCCGAAAGCACCUCAUCUCUGCCAAGAGCAACGGACGGCUGACGGUGUUCCCCGACGGGACGUUGGAGGUGCGCUACGCCCAGAUCCAGGACAACGGCACCUAUCUGUGCAUCGCUGCCAAUGCUGGCGGCAACGACUCCAUGCUGGCUCACCUGCACGUGCGGAGCUACUCGCCCGACUGGCCCCAUCAGCCCAACAAGACCUUCGCCUUCAUCUCUAACCUGCCCAACGAGAGCGACGCCAACAGCACGCGCACCACCGUGCCUUUCCCUUUUGACAUCAAGACUCUCAUCAUCGCCACCACAAUGGGCUUCAUCUCCUUCCUGGGCGUGGUCCUCUUCUGCCUUGUACUCCUGUUUCUCUGGAGCCGAGGGAAAGGCAACACGAAGCACAACAUUGAGAUCGAAUAUGUCCCCCGCAAGUCGGACGCUGGCAUCAGCUCUGCUGACGCGCCUCGCAAGUUUAACAUGAAAAUGAUCUGAGACAGGGCAGGGGGCAGGGGUGUCCAGGGGUGCAGGAGGUGACCACCCCAGGCCCACAGGACAUGAAACUUUGAGACUUAACACGGUUCUCUCUCUCUCUCUCUCUCUCUCUCUCUCUCUCUCUCUCUCUCUCUCUCUCUCUCUCUCUCUCUCUCUCGUCUCCUUCCACUUCUCCCAUUCUUUCCACCCCAUCACACCCCUCUGCCCUCGCCCCCUGUCUACUACACAGCCCUGGCCUGGCCCCAGCCCUCGCCAUCUGCUCUCUUUAUACAAGGACAACAUCUGGCCAGGUGUUUGGACUCAGUGUUUGUAGGGACAUGCUCUGACGGACUGGGGUCAGAGCCCACUGCAAAACAAAACAGACGAACCAACCAACAAACACACACAAAAAAAUUCAAUAAAUCAAUAAAAAAGUUAAGAACUUCCUCUGUAACUUGGGUUUCAAUAAUUAUGGAUUUUUAUGAAAACUUGAAAUAAUAAAAAAAACUAUUUCCUAUAGAUA